AUGUCCAGACGCAGCCUGCGGCUGGACGACGGCGUCCUCCACCGCAGCCUGCCGCUCAGCAGCGCCUCCUACAGCGCAGGAGGAGGCAGCCGGAGGAGCAGCAGGUCUCUGAAGCUUCGUCCUCCUCACCCUCCGUCCGUCUCCUGCUCCGAGUCGCUGCUGCAGCAGUCGAUCCACAGCGACGCCUCGCUGCUGUCCUCGCUGCUGGACCAGUCCUCCGUCCAGGACGCCACCACGCUCGACUCCUUCUGGGGUCUGGACCACGACGUGGAUCCCAAAGAAAGCACCAUGAUCGCGGAGCAGAGCAGCUUCGAGGCCGACGUCACGCUGACCGGAUCCACACCGCCGGUCCAGACGCUCAGCAGAGUUUACUGUAAAGACUGUGAGCUGCACUCGGACCAGAGGGAGGCUGGGAACACCUACAGCUCCUCCAGGUUCACCUCCUGCGCCUCCUCCUGCUCCUCGGCGUUCACGCCAGCAGGAAACCCGUCGGAGCCCAGAGACACCGACACCUCCACCAUCUACUGCCGAGAUCGGAGCCGCAGAGGCAGAACAGGUUUUCUGGCGUCCAUGUGGGACUCAUCAGCAGCAGCUGUGGCAUCGCUGUCAGCUCUGGUUUACCUCCAGCUGCUGCAGAAGCCUCAUGAUGUGGCAGCUCGAUCCGGCCGCCGCGGACACAUGACGGAGCAGAACCCGACGGAGCAGAACCCGAUGGAGAGCCACGCCAACGGAUCCCUGUGUGAGUCUGUUACACCACAGCCGUCUGGUGACGACUGUCAGGAGAGGCAGCGACCGGAGACCAGCUCAUCUCCUCCAUCCUCCUCCUCCUCUUGGUCCUGGUCCUCGGCUGCUGCCUGCCUGUUGGGCUUCAUGUGCAGCGCUGCAGCGUUCACAGCCUUGAAUGUGUUCCAGCUGGCUCAGAGCUCAGCUUCAGCUCUGUGGCCUCCGACCAAGAAGCUCUGCUCUGCUUGGUGGAGCAGCAGUCGAUCCGCAGGUCGGACUGCAGGCGACGUGUUCAGGCGGCUCCACCGGCGAUGGGAUCGCGCCACCACCAGCUCCUGCUUCACUCGGGUUCCUCUCAGACCCGUCGUGGUUCUUCUCCCGCUGCUGCUGCUCCUCUUCAGCCUGUGUUGGUUCGGUCCAGCCGGUUUACGGUCGGUUCUUCCAGCCGUCAGAAUCUCAGACUGGAGGACCGUCGUGUCUCCUCAGAGCCAAUCAGAAGAGAGCGCUGUGGAGGAGUCGGGGGAGGUUCAGGUGUACGAGGAGCCGUCGACCGGUCGACCGCUGGAGGCUGAAGCGCCGCCGGGAGACGAGGACUCGGUGGACUCUGAGCGUCUGGCCGGUCUGGAGCAGCGUCUAGCGGCUCUGUGGCGGCGCGUCGAGGCCGGAGGGCGACGAGCCGAACGGAGACACCGAGAAGUCCUGCAGCUCUACGGCGACCUGCAGCUUCGUCGUCUUCAUCCUCGGCAGCAGAGCGACGCCGCGGAGACGUGGACCAGCGUCCUGAUGGAUCAGCAGCUGUCGCAGCUCCACCGCCGGCUGGAUGAAGAGAGACUGCAGAGAGAGCAGGUCCGACAGCAGGAUGUGCUGCAGCAGCAGAGUCAAACGUCUCGUCUGGACCAGAUGGAGCUGCAGCUGCAGGCGCUGGCGGCUAAGACUCAGGAAGUUCUGUGGAGGCAAGAAGCUGCUUCGGCAUCAACACUUCCUGCUGCUGUCAGCGUCGGUGUGGACCGACAGUCCCAUGAUGCUUUGCUGGCGGAGGUUUCUCGGCUGGAGGCGGCUCUGGAGGACGUCAGGAGGGACGUGGAGGUUCUGUCCUCGGGUCAAGAUGGCUGCCGACAGCUGGCCGCCGUGCAGCAGGCGGUGAGAGGCCAGGUGUCGGAGCAGGUUUCCUCUCAGCUCCGCUCUCUGGUCUUCGGUCAGCAGCCGACUACAGCCGAAGGCGUCGAGCUGCACGAGUCUCUGCUGCAGUGGAUGUCGCAGCGCUGCGUCAGCGCGGCCGACCUGCAGGUGGCGCUGUCCUCGCUGGAGCGCAGCAUCCUGCAGAGCGUGGGCCAGCGGCCGGAGCAGCCGGAGAGGGAGGGCGGACUGAAGGAGGAGGUGGGACAACCUGGUUGUAGCGUUAAAUGAUCCUUGUUCCUUCAGGACGUCCGUGUGCUGGUCCAGAACGCUCUGCGGCUGUUUUCUCAGGACAGAACCGGGUUGGCGGACUACGCUCUGGAGUCCGGAGGGGGCAGCAUCCUCAGCACUCGCUGCUCGCAGACCUACGAGACCAAAGCCGCCCUGCUCAGCCUGUUCGGGGUUCCUCUCUGGUACUUCUCUCAGUCUCCUCGAGCCGUCAUCCAGCCCGACGUCCAUCCAGGGAACUGCUGGGCCUUCAGAGGCUCCGCCGGCUUCCUGGUGAUCCGGCUCUCCAUGAGCAUCGUCCCCAGCGCCUUCAGCCUGGAGCACAUCCCCCGAGCCCUGGCCCCCAACGGCAUGCUGCUCAGCGCCCCCCAAGACUUCAGCGUCUACGGUUUGGAGGACGAGAGCGAGGAGACGGGGAAGCUGCUGGGAUCGUACCGCUACGACGAGGACGGAGAAGCUCUGCAGACCUUCGGCGUCACCGAGGAGAACCAUGACGCCUUCCAGAUCAUCGAGGUUCGGGUUUUGUCUAACUGGGGUCACCAGGAAUACACCUGCAUGUACCGCUUCAGAGUCCACGGGACGCCCAGCGACGUCUGAGCGCGCUCACAUCGCGUCCCACCGUUUCAGCUGGUGGCCGCUGACGUUGGUUCUGUUGAUCGACGGUGACUCUGACUGGUUUCCCUCCAGCAGGAUCUUGGUUUUCUCGUGGAAAACCGACGCGCUGAUGGUUCCAUGUUGGUUUUCUGUCCAUAGUUCAUAUUUUUCUACCCGUGUUGUUUGUUUGAGGCGCUUGUUGUUGGUUUUAUGUCCUUUAUGUUGUGUUUUCUACAGCUGUGAGCAGAAUCUGGUUUAGAACCCGCUCAGGCUCAUACUCCAAGGUUCAGUCUGUUGUUGGUCCAUUUCUACGCCUGAUCUUUGGACUUCGUUAGCAAACGUUCUGAAUCGACUUUAACGUGUUUACGCUGCACUGCUAUGGCGUGGAGCUCAAUCAGGAGGAAGAGUUUCAGCCUCAAACUGCCAAAUGUUCCUCCAGAACCCGAGUGUGGCUCCAGGAACCGGACUGUCCUUCAGAUCGGCUGCGUUCAAAAACACUGCAACGCUUCAAAUUCCACUUUUUACUCAAAGCUCAUUUCUUUUAAUGCUCGAAAUUAUCAAGUGAAAUAAUCUCCACAGAUCCUUUGUUUUGUUCAGCGGCUGACCGUCGGACGUCGGAGUGUCCUUGAACGCAGCACCGAUCCUCUGAAAUGCUGACGGCUGUAAAGUUCCAUAUUUAAUUUGUCUUCAUGCCAACGCACGACGUGUUUUUUCUACUUUUAUUGACUGAUCUGUGUUGGAACUUUUAUUUUAAACAUAAUUUAUAAAAAAAGUUUUGUAUGUGAUUUCAGGCUGGAUGUAUGAUAAUAAAGA
This is a messenger RNA of Stegastes partitus (bicolor damselfish), 3534 nucleotides long. Its product is annotated as SUN domain-containing protein 1-like. Gene Ontology annotation, cellular component: meiotic nuclear membrane microtubule tethering complex; nuclear envelope. The transcript is spliced from 21 exons. Lineage: Eukaryota; Metazoa; Chordata; Actinopteri; Pomacentridae. The record is from RefSeq and is a predicted model, not a curated record. Gene Ontology annotation, molecular function: protein-membrane adaptor activity.